Sceloporus undulatus (fence lizard) is the source of this 2170-nucleotide messenger RNA. It is a transcript of the gene PIGT, whose product is annotated as phosphatidylinositol glycan anchor biosynthesis class T. The transcript has 12 exons. Gene Ontology annotation, cellular component: GPI-anchor transamidase complex. Lineage: Eukaryota; Metazoa; Chordata; Lepidosauria; Squamata; Phrynosomatidae. Gene Ontology annotation, biological process: attachment of GPI anchor to protein. The coding region runs from base 17 to 1741 and encodes 574 amino acids. The record is from RefSeq and is a predicted model, not a curated record.
GCUUGGGCACAGGAAGAUGGAGGCGGCCAAGGCGACGCUGCUGCUGCUGGUUUCAGUUCUGAGGGUCCUGGAGGCGGCUUCCCCGGAUUCCCUGCGAGAGGAGCUGCUGCUCAGCCCGCUUCCCUCCGGGGAUCUGGCCGCCACCUUCCAGUUCCGGACUCGCUGGGACUCGGACCUGCAGCGCGAGGGCGUUUCUCAUUACCGGUUGUUCCCCAAAGCCCUGGGACAGCUCAUUUCCAAAUAUUCUGUGCGUGAGUUGCACCUCUCUCUCACUCAAGGCUUCUGGCGUACGCGGAGCUGGGGGCAGCCUUACUUGCAGGCUCCUGCUGGGGCUGAGCUCUGGGUCUGGUUUCAAGACUCUGUCACUGAUGUUGACAAAGCUUGGAAAGACCUUAGUAAUAUCCUCUCAGGGAUAUUCUGUGCCUCCUUGAACUUCAUUGAUUCCACCAACACUGUUACUCCAACAGCAUCCUUCAAACCCUUGGGACUGGCAAAUGUGACAGAUCAUCGAUUCCUACGGUAUGCUGUGCUGCCCCGUGAAGUUGUUUGCACUGAGAACCUCACCCCCUGGAAAAAAUUGCUGCCAUGCAGCUCCAAGGCUGGCCUGGCAGUUCUGUUGAAGGCUGAGCGCUUGUUUCACAGCAGCUAUCACUCCCAGGCUGUACACAUCCGACCCAUUUGCAGGGAUGCCUCUUGCCUCACUGUGUCAUGGGAACUCAGACAAACUCUCACUGUUGUCUUUGAUUCUUUUGCUAGUGGCCAUGGAAAGAAAGAUUGGUCCCUCUUUAAGAUUUUCUCUCGUACACUUACUGAAGCAUGUCCUCUGGCAUCUCAAAGCAAAGUUUAUGUUGACAUUUCCAGUAGAGGCCAGGAGAAAGAACUUAUGGAGGUUUCCCCAGCUCCUUUGUCUGUACAUGAAGCAUCUGUCCAAGGAGAGAGGAGGACCUAUGCAGUCUAUGACCUUCUGAAUCCCUUACUCUUCAAUGGUUCUCGCAGCCUCAAUGUGCACUUAAAAUGGAAACGACCUCAAGAUGGUUUGGAUCUGCCAGCACCUGUGCUCCACGCUCAACGCUAUGUGAGUGGCUAUGGCCUUCAGACAGGAGAAAUCAGCACCCUUGUCUAUAACACACACCCAUACCGAGCUUUCCCUGUUUUGCUGCUGGAGACAGUGCCCUGGUAUCUGAGGCUCUACAUCCACACGCUGACCAUUAUCACAAAAGGAAAGGAAAAUAAGCCAAGUUAUAUCCACUAUCAGCCUGCUAAAGAUCGGCAGCGGCCCCAUCUUCUGGAGAUGUUGAUCCAGCUGCCAGCAAAUUCUGUCACAAAGAUCACCAUCCAGUUUGAGAGAGCCUUGCUGAAGUGGACAGAAUACACUCCUGACCCCAACCAUGGCUUUUAUGUAAGUUCAUCUGUCCUGAGUUCCCUGGUGCCAAGUGUCAUUGCAAUGAAAGAAGAAGAGGAAGAGCUAAGUCCACUCUUUGCUUCACUGUUUCCUUCCUCUGAGGGCUCAAGCUACUUUGUGCGUCUGUACACGGAACCGCUGCUAGUAAACCUGCCAACACCAGACUUCAGUAUGCCAUACAAUGUCAUCUGCCUGACUUGCACUGUGGUAGCUGUAUGUUAUGGCUCCUUCUAUAACUUGCUGACCAGAACCUUCCAAGUGGAAGAACCUAACAGAGGAGGCCUAGCCAAGCGACUGGCAAACAUCAUCCGUAAAAUUAGAGGUGUCCCACCUCUCUGAGGGCAGCUGGUGAUGGCACUUUUUGAAGUUUUGGGAACUCUAUAAGCCAGGAAUUGCAGUAACAAAGCUGUGCGAGGACUAAACAAGAUACUGGGCACACUAGUUCCUUCAUACCUAAGAGAUCCACCAUUUUCCCUGGUUUAUGGCAGGCAUACACAAAUACUGGUCUUUGGACUAUAUUUAUUUACAAAAUUGUAAGGAGAAAAGAUUGUUCUUUUAAGAGGUAACUUUAAUGGCCUGUUGAAAGUCAUGGGAAAUAAGAUUCACCUAUGCCUGGACUUCUGUACCCUUGGGCUUAAUGAACUGAAGCCACUUCUCUUCUCUAGCCAACCUGGAUUUGUUUCCCCGUACAACCACUGACACUAUGUUGCUCAUAUAGCUUUAGCUGUCAUGUGAAAAAUAUUGCUAACUAUUCAAUUUGUGGGGAGU